AUGGCACAAGACUCAAGCCAAAACCCCUUUGACGAAUUGAUCUUCAAGUGUCAAGGCAACCCGGCUCAGAUUCAAGCUCAAUAUGAAGCGCACCGGUCUACAAGGAACGCAAAGUCCAAGGCCCACCUCCUCAGCCCGGACUUUACAGGAUGGCAGGUUGACGAAAUCCUGAAGAAGCUACAUGUACAAACGACUAUACCCAGCCAUGAGGGCCAGACCCCUUUCAUUGAUCAUAGGAACAAUCUCAACUUUUACGCACGACCACCACAGCAUAUAAAGGACUUGAUUGCCGAGAUUCAGAAAGAAAUCCAGAGUGUUGUGCCAAACACAUGGCUUACACCACCAGACUUCCUACAUACGACGGUCCUUGAGAUAGCCAGUUCCCGGACUUCUUUGGAGGUCGACUCUUUUGUGUCUCAUCUAGAGCAGAGUGGUGUGAUUCCGCAUUUGGUCAACUAUACCUUCAACCACUGGGCACGGCUGGUCAAGCCUGUUGUCAGCUUCGACGCCGCAGCCAUGGCCCUUAGCUUUGUUCCUGCAGCUGGAGAGCCAUCACGAUGGAGUCGCUCCGCGGACGAUGACAAAUACACGUAUCAUCACCUGCGACGAGAUCUGUAUGCUGGGGUCGCAGCUACGGGAUUACAGCUCAAACCUAGGUACCUAGUACCCUCGGCGCAUAUCACGAUUGCGAGGUUCAUCACACAUGAUGGAUUUCAUCUUGAGAAGUUGGGUGAGCGUGGAGAAUCGAUGUACGAUUGUGAGCGUGUUGCGGCCUUGGUAGACAAGAUCGACCAAAUCAACCAGAAAAUUCAAGCAAAGUACUGGCCUGGAGAGAACCGGACUGUAUCUGCUGGAGCAGAAUGGAUUGUGGGAGAAGAAAUGGGGUUAGAACUCUGUAAGGGUCCAUGUUGGUACGGAGAAGGAGAGAAAGUGCUUGUCGGAAAAGCAUUUACGCAUCCGAUUCGAGUUCGGAAAUAUUAGACAGGAGACGUGCUCGGUUUAAUCAUACCUAA
Molecule: messenger RNA, 1013 nt
Organism: Aspergillus novofumigatus IBT 16806
Lineage: Eukaryota; Fungi; Ascomycota; Eurotiomycetes; Eurotiales; Aspergillaceae
Exons: 3
Coding region: 1-981 (326 amino acids)
Source: RefSeq, a predicted model, not a curated record